AUGAGUGUUAGCAAAUGGAGCAGCAGUGGCGACGAAGACGACGGCUCCGUGUGGUCUCCUGCGCGGUUGGCAGAGGAAGGCGUGGCUUACCGCGUCGUAAACGUCCUGGGCAGUGGCUUCGUGAACGACCGUAUUGACAUUAAACGACUGGCGCUAUUAGUGCGCAAUGCCGACUACACACCACGUAGUUUCAAUGCGUUAGUCAUGCGCUUCCGAGCGCCUCGUGCGACAGUUCUCAUCUACCGAAGCGGGAAGUUUGUGGUGAUAGGAGCUCCCAGUGUCGAAGACGCAAAAGUAGCGGCAGAAAAGUUGGUUUCGAUUUUAAAGAAAGUGUCGUUUCCAAGCGACAGCAGCCCGUUUACGAUUCGUAACGUAGUGGGCUCGACCGAUGUCUGUUUCAAGAUACGUUUGGAAGGCUUGGCACGGGAUCAUCUCCGCUUCAGCACGUACGAGCCCGAGAUGUUCCCAGGGCUAAUUUACCGCAUGUUGCGCCCCAAGUGCACCCUGUUAAUUUUUAUAUCCGGCAAAAUUGUCAUUACCGGAUGUGAGAACCCUGCCGAUGGAGAGAAGGCGGUUGGGAAAAUCUUUCCUGUUUUGCUGCAAUACCGGCUCCGUGAAGGCGGCUCUGAUGAAAGCAGCGACGAGGAUGACUGA
Peronospora matthiolae is the source of this 654-nucleotide messenger RNA. The record is from the annotation of a GenBank genome assembly. NCBI's taxonomy places the organism in Eukaryota, Oomycota, Peronosporomycetes, Peronosporales, Peronosporaceae.